Messenger RNA from Acytostelium subglobosum LB1, 756 nucleotides. RefSeq lists its product as hypothetical. Lineage: Eukaryota; Evosea; Eumycetozoa; Acytosteliales; Acytosteliaceae. The coding region runs from base 1 to 756 and encodes 251 amino acids. The record is from RefSeq and is a predicted model, not a curated record. The transcript has 2 exons.
AUGGACAUUGAUUUGAAGGAUUGGGGCAUACCUUCAAUGUAUGACACCAACAAAGGUGUACCACUGAGGUAUGCGGAUUUCUUUCAAAUGCUCAACGUCUACCUGGAUAGAUUUCCUCCCAACCCCAAACUGGUUAUCGUUGUCAUCCCAUCAUUGACAAUCUCAGAGAUCAUUGAGGUCUCAAGACGAAACAACUCAGAGCACAUCUUCAGAGUUGGCGUACAACUGCAGCACUAUCUGAACAUCAGGUCCAACACGCUACGCCCCACUGGCAUUCCAUUAGAAGACUGUGUCGAAUCCAUUAUCGAGAUUCGAACAAACAAUGGACUUGAGAGCCAUUCAGAGGAAUGGUUCUGGAAUCAGCUUGCCAACCAAAACAUGGACUCGGAACUUGAUGGAACCAACAUGCACAACACCCAAGGUUUACCGCCUCUCACUCCAGCUCUCCAGAACAAACAAGUCAUCAAUCAGUCAAUCUCCCAGAUGUUCUUAUUCUUUUUGGGAUCAUGGGUCAGCGAUAUUCUCUGGAGAGGCAACAACAUCACCCACAUCAAGGCUUUCCCAAAGAUUGUCAGAGACUCGGAGAAUCAGAUCGAUUGGAACAGUGUUGCCAUGCAACAAACGUUGUCCACCAACAGGGUGGACUUGGCAUCAUACCCCCAUUGCCCCAUGCGACACUUCAAAGAUCUUUGGAGGAUGGCGCAUCCAUUCGCCACCUAUCGAUCGGCGCCAAAGUCUGGAAGCUCAGACUUCUAA